Molecule: messenger RNA, 1089 nt
Organism: Volvox carteri f. nagariensis
Lineage: Eukaryota; Viridiplantae; Chlorophyta; Chlorophyceae; Chlamydomonadales; Volvocaceae
Exons: 8
Coding region: 1-1089 (362 amino acids)
Source: RefSeq, a predicted model, not a curated record
AUGUCAUCUGAUAGUGAUGAUGAUGCGCCUCUUGCAACUAGAGGGAACUCAAAGGGAGCUGCUAAUGCCCCAGCGGUAAAGCAAGAGCAGGGUGGAGCUGCCAAACCUGCGGCAGUUAAAGCGGAGGUGAAGGUGGAGCAGGAGACGGGAGUUAAGGGGGUGCCAAGCAAGGAGAAAAUGACCGAUGCCAAGGCAAAGGGGCAAGAGAAGAAGCCGCCCGUGGCCAAAGUCAAGGCCGAAGUAAAAGAGGAGCCAGCACAGAACGGCAAGUCCGGUGCAGCAACUAAGAAGGCCAAGGAGGAGGGCAAACAGCCUAAGGAGAAGAAGGAGUUCGACAUGCCGGGUCAAACUCGUGUGCCACCGCCUGAGACCGACUCCUUGCGAAAGUUCUACACGUCCCUGCUGGAGCAGCGCCCGGAUAGUGAGAUAGCGAAGAAAUGGUGUCUGACGCAUGGGCUACUGUCCAGGGAGGCAGCUGAGGAGCUGGUGGCGCAAAUGAAGAAGAGCAAACCAGCGGUGAAGUCCCCCGCCAAGCCGUCCGCUCGGUCGGAGGGCAAGAGCACGGCGACGAAGGCGCGAAGACCCGCCGAGAAGGCACCAACAGCCAAGCGGCAAAGACAAGCUAUAUCGCCGCCCAAGAAGACGCGAGCAAAAUACAGUGACGAGGAGGAUGAAGCGAGCAGCAGCGGCAGCGGCAGCGAGGAGGACGAUGACGACGACGAGCCGAUUGGCAGGGCCAAAUUGGUGGCAAAGCCUGCACCCAAAGCGGCACCCAAGGAGCCCAAGCCGGCACCCAAACCGGCACCCAAGCCGGCACCCACAGAGCCCAAGCCGGCACCAAAAGCGGCACCCACAGAGCCCAAGCCGGCACCAAAAGCGGCACCCGCAGAGCCCAAAGCGGCACCAAAAGCGGCACCCGCAGAGCCCAAAGCGGCACCCAAGCCGGCGGCAGCGAAGCCUGUUUCAGCGGGCCCUAAGUCAGCCGCAAGAAGCUUGAACGCGACGAGGAGGGUCUUCACGGACGGUGGACUUGACGACAGCGACGAAGAUGAGGACGACAACAUUCCCUUGCUCCAACGCAAGAAAUGA